Helobdella robusta is the source of this 807-nucleotide messenger RNA. RefSeq lists its product as hypothetical. The record is from RefSeq and is a predicted model, not a curated record. NCBI's taxonomy places the organism in Eukaryota, Metazoa, Annelida, Clitellata, Rhynchobdellida, Glossiphoniidae. The transcript is spliced from 2 exons. Bases 1 to 807 code for a protein of 268 amino acids.
AUGAACCAUGUGGUCUCAUUAAAGUUUCUGGCUUUUUCUCAGAUUUGUGAAAGCCUCAAAAACAACCAUAUGAUAACUAACUACCUCAACAACAACAACAACGCAAAGGAAAACAGCUUCACUAAAGAAGCCAACAACAACAACCUUACACACUACAAUGCAAACCAACAACAACCUUUUCAGCAGCAGCAGCAACAACAACAACAACAUAUGAACAACCACACCAUAAAAGAAAACCAACAUCACUUACAAAGUGAACAACGCGUCCUUUCCAACAAUAAGCACCAUCACCAUAGUCAGCUUUCGAAAUCAGAAAGACCUCAGAACUUGCACUGGAGACAGAGCAGACGAACCAACAAUCCAUUCAAAAGCAGACCACGGCAUCAACUCAUCCACCAUUCUUCACAUCAAUCCAAGCCAACCGACAACAACAUCAACAACAACAUCAACUGCAACAACAACAACAUCAACAGCAACAUCAACAGCAACAACAACAUCAACAUCAACAACAACAACAACAACAACAUCAACAAACAACCAACCAGCAGUUUCGCAACAAAACAAACAUCUAAUGGAGAAUUUGUGAUGGAUAUGAUGACUAAUGAGUGUGGGGGCUUGCCCGAGGCAAAUGCACAAAGUGAGAAAUUUAUGUCUUACGUCAUCGUUAUAUACGUCAUCUCUUACGUCAUCCUCACAUCACGUGACGUCAUCACUUACUUCAUCCUCGCAUCAUGUGACGUCAUCACAUACUCGCAUCACGUGACGUCGUUCCUUACAUUUGGUCUUCAAGUUAUGUCACCGAAUUAA